AUGGAGAAUACUCUUUCAAGAAGCCACAGUCUAAAGCCUCCAAGGCGCAAACUUCAGAAACCGGACCCAAAGCUUAAAAGUCUCAACAAGGCCAAACGUGGUUCUACCGACUCGACGACUUCCAGCCUAAGCCCUCAAAGUUCGCUAUCUUCACCGUCGCAACGCCAAAUGCAAAACGGUGCGCCUGAUCUGAGCGACUCCAAAUGGGAUCAUUAUCUUCGACCGCAGUCUGUCUUUGUGCCCUCGGAGCCUGAGGAACACCAUGGGCCAACAUUUCAUCCGAUAUAUGAACAUUACACGAGCCAUGACCACCAACAGGAGUCCGAACCAAGGUCAUGCUUCAGUCCUCCACCACAAAGACAAUCAUCUCAGCGCCAUAUCCCCGAAUUUCAUCAUUUGACUCUCCAGGAACAUCGCGCGCGGCCAUCAUUGGACAGCUCGUCACUUCCUUCAACAGCAUCAACUACCUCGACUUCAUCAAUUAUGCGACGCCAGGCCAAGACGCCCGUCUUUCGAAUCGGACAGUUAGAGCAACAUGCCCUUGCGCGCAAGGCCAAGGAUACACAGGAAAAGACAUCAAGCGUUGAAUUGAUCGCCGAUCAAUACAAUGCCGUCCUCGAAUCGAGAGAUGGCCCGCCUGCGCUGGAGACAUAUUUACCCUCAAACCAGUCGACUUAUUCGUUCGACGACACUCCUCUACAGAUCCCUCCUUAUGGAGCAAAACGGCAAAGCGUACGCACGUCAAAGACGUACUCAUCCAUGACUGCUGUACCGCGCCAGCUCAGACCCAAACUGAGAACUGCAGCAACUCACGAUACGAACGUGGCAGCCGUCGAAGGAGACACUAUUUACUUUAAGCCAUACUCUUUAUCACCACCACCUUCUCCCGAUCAAACGCCUGGGACACCGCGCCACUCCUGGACAGACGAAUUUAGGCCACCCUCAUCAUCUGGACACUCUUUUCAGGAAAACAUCAGUCUCCAGAUAGCGCUCGAUCUACUCACGAGCGAACUAUCUUCCGUCGUUUCUGGACGACCACAGCGCAACGGACAGGACACAGCAGCACUGCAGAUCUGGGUUAUGAUCGAGGCCUACGAGAGGCUGCGUGACCAACUAACAAGACAAGAGCCGUCAAACGCGGAAGCUCAAAAGGUGGUUACCAUGUUCGACUGCUGGUUGGCCUCCCUUUACUCGAUUCAUUCCUCCCUUACGGAGAGCACGCUGCCUAGCCCGACGGAAUAUGCAGGGCUAGAGGAAGACCUGGAUUAA
Molecule: messenger RNA, 1269 nt
Organism: Fusarium sp. VM40
Lineage: Eukaryota; Fungi; Ascomycota; Sordariomycetes; Hypocreales; Nectriaceae
Source: the annotation of a GenBank genome assembly